GGUCCAUGUCACAAUCUAUUUGGAACCGUACCCGGACCCCCUGCCAGGACUCAGGUGUGCACGGUCCCAGGUGAGACGCACGCGGACAGAGCCUGAUGCAGAGAUGGUGUGCCCGGAUGGCAAGGCCUUUGAUACUCCGUCCGUUCUGAUAACGGAUAAAAGGAUACAUACUGAAGAAAGACUUUUUUCUUGCCCCGACUGUGGCAAAAGCUUUGGUCACAGAUCAACCCUCAUCCGGCAUCAGAGUUUUCACUGUAGAACCAAGAAGGGCAAAAUUCCAGCUUCUUCCAGCAGCCCAAUGCUGUCCGUAGAGGUCCAGCGCUCUUAUAAGUGCGGCAUCUGCCAGGAGACUUACCCAAGCCCCAAUGAGCUAAAGAGACACCUAAGAAGCCACACCGGAGAUCAGCGCUACGUGUGCCAGGAGUGUGGCCGCACCUUCACCUGUAACUUCUACCUGGUCCGUCACCAGAGGACACACACCGGGGAGAGACCCUUCAGCUGCCCGCAGUGCGCCAAGAGCUUCAAGUGCAGCUCCGUCCUGUUCCGGCACCAGAGGACCCACUCCAGGGAGCAGCCGUAUAAGUGUGACGUGUGUACCAAGGGCUUCUCUCAGAAGACCAGUCUGAUCAUCCACCUGAGGACGCACACGGGAGAGCGCCCGUUCCGCUGCCAGGUCUGUGGGCGGAGCUUCUGCUCCAGCUCCGCCCUGAUCCGACACGCACAGAGUCACCGACGGGAUGGAUGUAGAGAAGGUGGAGACCAGCUGACGGGAGCAGAUGAGAGCCCUGUAAUGCUGAAGAUCCUGGAUGGUUUGUCAGAAGACACCCUGAGCUGGUCAUUCAGGACAGAGGGCGAGGGCCCAGCCACGACGCAGAAUGUCCCUGAGAUAGGGAUUAACUGCAGAUUUAUAGACAUGUGUUCAGAAAUCGUUCUGCAGAGAGAUGUCUGCUCAGAAGAAGUGGCAGCCAUUGUGGAGCCUGGAGGUGGUGCAGAGCUGCAUGACACAGGACAGGGUGCGGUUACUGGACGUGAAGACUGGACAUCUGAUACACAUGUAGAGCGUCAGGACACAGGACAGGGUGCGGUUACUGAGCAGGAAGACUGGACAUCUGGUACACAUGCAGAGCAUGACACAGGACAGGGUGUGGUUACUGAACGUGAAGACUGGACAUCUGGUACACAUGCAGAGCGUCAGGAGACAGGACAUGGUGCGGUUACUGAGCAGGAAGACUGGACAUCUGGUACACAUGCAGAGCGUCAGGAGACAGGACAUGGUGCGGUUACUGAGCAGGAAGACUGGACAUCUGAUACACAUGCAGAGCGUCAGGAGACAGGACAGGGUGCGGUUACUGAGCAGGAAGACUGGACAUCUGGUACACAUGCAGAGCAUGACACAGGACAGGGUGCGGUUACUGAACGUGAAGACUGGACAUCUGGUACACAUGCAGAGCGUCAGGAGACAGGACAGGGUGCUGUUAAUGAGCAGGAAGACUGGACAUCUGAUACACAUGCAGAGCGUCAGGAGACAGGACAGGGUGCUGUUAAUGAGCAGGAAGACUGGACAUCUGGUACACAUGCAGAGCGUCAGGAGACAGGACAGGGUGCGGUUACUGGACGUGAAGACUGGACAUCUGGUACACAUGCAGAGCGUCAGGAGACAGGACAGGGCGCUGUUACUGAGCAGGAAGACUGGACAUCUGAUACACAUGCAGAGCGUCAGGAGACAGGACAGGGUGCUAUUACUGGACGUGAAGACUGGACAUCUGGUACACAUGCAGAGCGUCAGGAGACAGGACAGGGUGCUAUUACUGAGCAGGAAGACUGGACAUCUGAUACACAUGUAGAGCGUCAGGACACAGGACAGGGUGCGGUUACUGAGCAGGAAGACUGGACAUCUGAUACACAUGCAGAGCGUCAGGAGACAGGACAGGGUGCUGUUAAUGAGCAGGAAGACUGGACAUCUGGUACACAUGCAGAGCGUCAGGACACAGGACAGGGUGCGGUUACUGGACGUGAAGACUGGACAUCUGGUACACAUGCAGAGCGUCAGGAGACGGGACAGGGUGCUGUUACUGAGCAGGAAGACUGGACAUCUGAUACACAUGCAGAGCGUCAGGAGACAGGACAGGGUGCUAUUACUGAGCAGGAAGACUGGACAUCUAAUACACAUGCAGAGCAUCAGGAGACAGGACAGGGCGCUGUUACUAAGCAGGAAGACUGGACAUUGGAGGCACAUGCAGAGCGUCAGGAGACAGUACAGGGUGCCGCCAGUGAGCAGGAAGACUGGACACCCAGUACGCAUGCAGAGCGUCAGGAGACAGGACAGGGCGCUGCCAGUGAGCAGAAAGACUGCACACCUGUUACACAUGCAGUGCGUCAGGAGACAGGGAAUGGUGCCGCCAGUGAGCAGGAAGACUGGACACCUGUUAUGCAUGCAGAGCGUUGGGAGACAGGGCAGGGUGCCGCCAGUGAGCAGGAAGACCGGACACCUGUUACACAUGCAGAGCAUCAGGAGACAGAACAUGGUGCCGCCAGUGAGCAGGAAGAUUGGACAUUGGAGACACAUGCAGAGCGUCAGGAGACAGGACAGGGAGCUGCCAAUGAACGGGAAGACUGGACACCUGUUACGCAUGCAGAGCAUUGGGAGACAGGGCAGGGUGCCGCCAGUGAGCAGGAAGACUGGACAUUGGAGACACAUGCAGAGCGUCAGGAGACAGGGUACGGUGCCGCCAGUGAGCAGGAGGACUGUGGGAGUGAGGAUAAAGUUGCGCCCUCGGAGGGGAACAUUAGCUGUGGUUUUAUAUGUUCUGAAUGUGGUAAGAUGUUCUCGUCUCAGUCUGAUCUCAGGGCCCAUUCUACCACACACACCAGAGACAAGCCUUCCUGCCCAGACUGCGGUAAAACAUUUGGACAUCAAUCAUCUCUUACGCGGCACCAGAACUCACACUGUGGCGUCCGGACUGGAAAACAUACCACUUCCACCAUCAGUGGUCAGAGCUGCAAUAAAUGUGGGAUAUGUCACAUGACCUUCCCUGGCCUGAACGAGCUUAGAAGACAUCUUGGAAGUCACACCGGGGACCAGCGAUACAUGUGCCGCGAAUGUGGUCGCACAUUUAACUGUAACUACUUCUUGGUGCGACACCAGAGGACGCACACGGGCGAGCGGCCCUUCACCUGUCCGCAGUGUAACAAGAGCUUCCGGUGCAUGUCCGUCUUAUGCCGACACCAGAGGACGCACACAGGCGAGCAGCCGUACCGGUGUGAGGUGUGUACACGAUGCUUCUCCCAGAAGACCAGUCUGAUCAUCCACCUGAGAACGCACACCGGAGAGCGACCAUUCUGCUGCCAGGUCUGUGGGCGGAGCUUCUGCUCUAGCUCCGCUCUGGUCCGUCACGAGCAAAGCUGCAGACAUGGCGGGAAUCGGACACGUGAGUAUCUUCUGCGUUAUUCCCCAGUACAUGUGGUAUAUCUCUUAUUUCACUGUCAUUCUAUGGCUAUCUCCUUCCAUUGCCAUAUGGCCAUCCAACAAGAAGUCUAGGAAACCCCUACUGUC
Molecule: messenger RNA, 3553 nt
Organism: Pseudophryne corroboree (corroboree frog)
Lineage: Eukaryota; Metazoa; Chordata; Amphibia; Anura; Myobatrachidae
Exons: 4
Coding region: 104-3538 (1144 amino acids)
Source: RefSeq, a predicted model, not a curated record